AUGGCCGGGUGCCGCAACGACAUCCGGCGGCGCUGGGGUACGCUGUCGGCGGGGGAGCGCGACAACUUUGUUGGGGCGAUCCGGUGCCUGACGCAGCGGCCGCCCCGGGGCAUCUGGGGCGGCGCCCGCAGCCUCUACGACGAGCUGGUCUGGGUGCACUCGCAGCAGAACGGCGAGAUCCACGGCCUCGACCUGUUCCUCCCGUGGCACCGCUACUACCUGCACGUCUUCAAGCGCCUGCUGAUCGAGCAGUGCGGCUUCAACGGGCCCAUCCCCUGGUGGAAGGAGACCAACAACGCGGGCAACUUCCCGGCCUCUGACAUCUUCAGCGAUCGCUGGUUCGGCGCCCUGCCCCAGGCCAGCAAUGGUGCCGGACAAUGCCUGACCAAUGGUGCCUUUGGCGGCCUCGUCGACCGUAUCAACAACCGCUGCGUCGCCCGCGGCGAGAUCAAGUCCGAGACCAACGAAAUCACCCUCGGGUGGGAGGACAUCUGCCACGGCCAGCAGGGCAACACGUUCCCCCAGCACCGCAACUGCGUCGAGCUCUCGAACCACUCCCGCAUGCACCGCGGCCUGGGCCCGACCAUGGCCAACGCCGCCACCUCGCCCGCCGACCCGGUCUUCUUCCUCCACCACCAAUAUGUGGACUGGCAGUGGAAGCGCUGGCAAAACGCCCAGCCCUCGCGCUGGCAGACCAUCUCGGGCUGCGCCAACAAGGCCAACCCCUGCGCGCCCUUGACACGCGACACCCGCCUCAGCUCGCUCGGCCUCUACCGGGACAUGACCGUCGGCGAGAUCCUCGAUACUGAGGGCGACGUCACCUGCUACACUUAUGACAAUCUCAUCUAA
Molecule: messenger RNA, 849 nt
Organism: Microdochium trichocladiopsis
Lineage: Eukaryota; Fungi; Ascomycota; Sordariomycetes; Xylariales; Microdochiaceae
Exons: 3
Coding region: 1-849 (282 amino acids)
Molecular function (GO): oxidoreductase activity
Source: RefSeq, a predicted model, not a curated record